This is a messenger RNA of Talaromyces atroroseus, 297 nucleotides long. RefSeq lists its product as hypothetical. Lineage: Eukaryota; Fungi; Ascomycota; Eurotiomycetes; Eurotiales; Trichocomaceae. The coding region runs from base 1 to 297 and encodes 98 amino acids. The record is from RefSeq and is a predicted model, not a curated record. The transcript has a single exon.
AUGCCCACCUUUUCCAAAACUAUUAGUGUCAUUAACGUGAUCCUCCUCGUCCUCGAAGUCAUGGGUAUCCUGCCGCUGUCCCGGAAUCCAAAGCUUGACGAAAAAUUUGACGAAGAACUGGUCGAAAAACUUACGCAUUUGCAAGCAUCGUUAGAGGACAUUAUCAGCUUCCUCAAACCGCUGGAAGGCAUCACACAGAGAGGUGUGUCAGCCCAGGGAACACAACAAAAUCCUCCACAAGAGACCCCCCAAAUCACUGCGAACAUGACUACGAAAAAUGCAUCUUCCCAGAAUUAG